Messenger RNA from Pelobates fuscus (common spadefoot toad), 574 nucleotides. RefSeq names its product proline-rich acidic protein 1-like. The coding region runs from base 79 to 426 and encodes 115 amino acids. Lineage: Eukaryota; Metazoa; Chordata; Amphibia; Anura; Pelobatidae. The record is from RefSeq and is a predicted model, not a curated record. The transcript is spliced from 5 exons.
CAACUUGUUAAGGCUAUAAAUAUGUGCCGUGGGAGAUAGGGCUGUGCAUAAAGGAGACAUUUCCACAUCCGUACAACCAUGAUGAGGUUUCCAGUGACCCUCUCCUGUGUUGCUUUCCUGCUCAUACUUGCUCUGGUCCCUAGUAAGGCCAAGCCCCUGACAGAGGAAGAAGAGCAAGAAAAACAGAGCGCCAUGAAACGUGAUAUUGAGCUGGGCUUGUUGGUAAUUGAACCUCCCCAAGAAGAAGAGCCCCUUAUAUUUAGCCCAGUUCUGGCAUUCAAAGCUGAGGAGGACAGAGACCACCUCUACCACCCACGUCAUGAAGUUCCAGACAAUUUCGAACGCCCUCUCCUAAAAAUGGGGCCCCGUCAAAUAAGCAAUGAGCCAGAGGAAGAUCGAGAUCACUUGUACCACAAAGUGGCAUGAGCAGAAGAGCAAUAUGCAUUUUGUAUAUUGAAUGUUUUAAACUUGCUUACUCAAUAAAGUGCUUAUUCAAUGAAACACAAUGUAUAGUUGAAGGAAUACAGGAUAGAUUCCCAAUGAUUAUUUUCAUUAAAAUGAUAUUGACCACAAA